Beauveria bassiana ARSEF 2860 is the source of this 417-nucleotide messenger RNA. RefSeq lists its product as uncharacterized. The coding region runs from base 1 to 417 and encodes 138 amino acids. The record is from RefSeq and is a predicted model, not a curated record. The transcript is spliced from 2 exons. Lineage: Eukaryota; Fungi; Ascomycota; Sordariomycetes; Hypocreales; Cordycipitaceae.
AUGGGCCAUCCCGGCCCCGAUACAGACAACCUAAACGAGAGGCCUGGCCCCCGUCAACCCCUCUGGCCUUCGCCCGUCCUUACGCCAGCCCAGGUCUGGGAGGGCCUGCGCCGCAAAGUCUGCCACGCGGACCAGUUUGGGCCGCCCAUCACCUCCUGCGUCGUUAAAAAGGAAGACAACAACGUGGUGCAUCGCCGUGUCGUCUUUGAGGGCGGCAAGGAGAUGACCGAGGUGUGCACGGAGUUGGCGCGGCGCCGGGUAGACUUCCGCCUGCAGGACGGGUCCGAGAUUGAAAACAUCCUGCCACCGGGGCCGAGCGGUGAGCUGUCUCCGACGUAUGCCUUGAAAUGGAAGUUCGCCAAUAUUGAAGAGGGGUGCGAGGAGGAGCAGAAUUUGCGAGAGGAGCAGCAAAAAUGA